Messenger RNA from Cannabis sativa, 1563 nucleotides. Its product is annotated as F-box protein SKIP23-like. The transcript is spliced from 2 exons. NCBI's taxonomy places the organism in Eukaryota, Viridiplantae, Streptophyta, Magnoliopsida, Rosales, Cannabaceae. Gene Ontology annotation, molecular function: protein binding. The record is from RefSeq and is a predicted model, not a curated record. Bases 85 to 1137 code for a protein of 350 amino acids.
AGAACUUGUUGUAUAUAAAUACUCUUUGUAUAAUUAUACAACGAAAGAGUGGAAAAAAAAAAGAUAUUUUUUGGAGAGAAUAUAAUGAAUAUAACACAAUGGUCUGAUCUUCCCAAUGACCUAUUAGAGAUCAUCAUCAUCAAUCUCCACACCAAAACAGACCUUACCAGAUUCAGCUCAGUCUGCAAAACAUGGAGACUCUCAGCUCUUCCUUACAAAAACAGAAUCAUUUUACCAUCCAAAGUUUCUUUCUUGGAUCCUCUUCAUAUCAGAGAAUCCUCUCCUCUACUCCUCACUGAGUCUACAGUGUACCUUCUCUCUUCCAAUCUAUGGUGUUGGAUAGUCAAGAUUAAAGAAAGUCAACAACUUGGUCAACACCACCAGAUGAUAAACCCUCUCUCACCAUUCCAAGUUCACCCUUUGCCUCACUUGCUCCCCAAAGUACUAAACUUGUUACAAUUCCAAGUCUUUGAGUUGACCAAGUCUUACACUCUCCAAUACUCUAAUAAUCUCAACCACUGUCACUACAAAGUGGCUUUGGAUCCAAAUCUUGAUUGCCCAUCUUUGAUGAUCGUGGCAGGUGGGGUUUUAUGGCACUUGAAACUAUCCCAAGAUAAGUGGAGUACUAUAGAUGACAUGGAAUCUCAACUCUCAUACCAAGAUGUUAUUUAUUGCAGAGGAAAGUUCUUUGCUGUUGAUGAGUUUGGGAGAGCUGUGGUAGUUGAUUCUUCUACUUUGAAUGUCACUGAAAUUGCUUCUGUGAUUUCUGAUGGGAAUGGUGACAAGAAGAAUUUAGUGGAGUUUAAUGGGGAGCUUCUUUUGGUGGAUAAAUGUAGAAGUGUUAAGGUGGAAAAAUUCAAACUUUACAAGCUGAAUAUGGAGAAGAAAAGAUGGGUUGAGAUAGAAAGUUUAGGUGAUCAAAUAUUGUUCUUGGGUGAAGAUUGCUCAUACAUUACAUCUGCUAAGAAUUUUAGUGGGUGUAGAGGGAAUUGCAUAAUCUAUAGUGAUUCAGAGUUCAAAGUUUACAACUUGGAUGACCGGAGGUUUGUACCGAUGAAUCAACAGCCGGAAUACAUUAACAUCUUCAAUCCAUUUCAGCCUCCUUCUCUGCCACACUAUGGACACAACUAUGAUUAGCUAUUUUAGAUGCUGAAAAGGAAAUUGUUUGAUGAAAUUAUUGGAGACAAGAGAGUAACAUUAUGUAGAAACAAAACAACAACAACAACAAUAGAAGAAGAAGAUUUUUACAAACUUGUUUUGGAUAACAUCAAAAGCUGAAUUUCCUUAGUCCAAGAGGGGUAGUUCAAGUGCUCAGUCAGUUCGUGGUUUUGCUCCCACGAAGACCGAGCUUCGAGUCCCUUUCGAACAUCUAACAUCAAAUGCUCAGUAAGUGAACUUGAGCUACUGAACAUCAAGUGCUCAGAAGCUGAAGUUCACCCUUAAAAAUAGAUUACUAUCUUAAGGGUAAUUUGAGGCCAAAUUCCCUUAUAUUUUCAUUUUUAUAAAGUUAACCCCAUCAUUCUUGUUUUGGGUGGUAAUUAAAUAUUUGCCAAUUUCGUUUCA